This is a messenger RNA of Cokeromyces recurvatus, 1008 nucleotides long. RefSeq names its product Alpha/Beta hydrolase protein. The record is from RefSeq and is a predicted model, not a curated record. The transcript is spliced from 2 exons. Lineage: Eukaryota; Fungi; Mucoromycota; Mucoromycetes; Mucorales; Mucoraceae. The coding region runs from base 1 to 1008 and encodes 335 amino acids.
AUGGAAGUGUUAUUAACGGUAGUUAAAUGGACAUGUAUAGCUUUAGUUAUAACUAUGAUUUAUAGUGCUAGUAAAUCACAAAGCACUUUACCAUCACUUGAAGUUGAUCCUCAUGAUAUUUAUACCCCUGAUUUUUACCCUAAUGGCAGUUAUUUAGAAUUACCUUUGGGCAGAAUGCGAUAUUGGUUGUUUGGUAACUCGAGCGGGAAGCGUGUUGUUCUGAUUCAUGGUAUCUCCACAGGAUCUGUUGUUUAUGAAAAGUUAGCAAGAUAUUUAGCAAAAGAAAAAGGGCAUUAUGUUCUUAUUUAUGAUAUUUGGGGGAGAGGUUAUACACAAGCUCCUCCUGUUACUUAUGAUGAGGCACUCUAUACUUCACAACUAGCUAUGCUUUUACAAAAGGUAGGAUGGACUAAAACUGAUAUUAUUGGAGUUUCUCUUGGCGGGGCUAUUGCCACUUCUUUUACAGCUUAUUAUCCUGAGAUGGUCAAGAAGCUUAUAUUGAUCGCACCUGCAGGUCUUUUGGAUGAAAAGAAAGAUAUGCCAUUCAUUUCCAAAUUAUUUCGCUUACCUUAUGUCUAUCAGUUUCUUGUAAAUCAAACAUGGUUACGUGGAUGGAUGUUAUUAAAUAUAGAACGAUUCGCAAAGUCAACUCGUUUGACUCAAAACAAUUUAGAUAAAGAAGCACAAGAACAGAGUAUUAAAAUUACUAAAGUGGCUACUUAUCAAUUUGUACAUCAUUCUGGACUUAUUAGAGCCUUUGCUGGUACUAUUGCUGCUUAUCCACUAACAGGCUUAGAUGAAAGAUAUAAGAAAGUAGGUAAACAACAGGAUAGCAACGUUUUAUUAAUUUGGGGUGGUAAAGAUAAGACAUGUCCCUACUAUCCUGAAAAGACCAAAAAAUUACUUCCUAAGGCUCGAUUGGCGUUUUAUAAAGAGGAAGGGCAUGACAUACUUAAUGCUCAAUGGAAAUCAGUACAUGAAGCCAUUGAAAAUUUUCUCGUUUCGUAA